AUGGGAUUGGGAGGUAGCAAAUGCGGUGCCCUAAAUGACACCGCUUGUUCUUCUCCGGAGGAAACAACCACAGCCCUAACAUCACUGUCUCUCAGCAAUUCCCUUCACGCGCCACCUCUUUCAUUCGAUCUGAUCGAAGAAAUACUGUGUCGACUAUCCGUGAAACACCUCCUUCAACUCCGCUGCGUCUGCAAAUCAUGGAAUUCUCUUAUCUCCCGGGAUUCCAACUUCGCCAACAAGCAACUCCGCUUGUCAACCUCUAACCAUGAACGCCACCACCUCAUCCGAACCCCUAUUCAUUCCCCAAAGGAGUUCGUUCUAUGUCAUUCUCCGAUCUCCUCUAUCUUCGGCUCCGCCUCAACUACCACCGUCCAACAGGUCAACUACUCUAUCGUAGAGAUUCUUAUCAAAGAAGACUAUGGUGGUAUGAGAUCUUCCAUUUGUGACGGCAUGAUAUGUUUUAAGAUAGGUAGUUCUUCAGCUAUAUUGUGUAACCCUUCUAUUAGAAAAUUCAAAAAAUUGCCUCCAAUAAUAUUUCCAGUUCCAGACCAAAGUUUUGUUCAAAGCGAAUUUACCUUACUGCAUGAUCGUUUCACUAAUAAUUAUAAGAUUGUUGCUCUUAAUCUCCUUGGUAGCAACAAAGAAGUCCAUGUUCAUAUUGUAGGUACCGAUUGUUGGCGAAGGAUUCAGGACUUUCCAGGUCCUAGACUCACUCCUAUGCCUCGGGGAAUAUUUCUGAAUGACUCCGUUAAUUGGUUGACAUAUGAUUCGGCCUCUCGCACGCGUCUCAUUGUUUCUCUUGAUUUGGAGAAAGAGUCCUAUCAAAAACUUUUGAUUCCUGCCUUUGAUGUUAUUACGUCUUUUAUUAGCUUCGGGAUAUUGAGGGGCUGUUUGUCAAUUGUUUUUCAAAGGAACGAGUUUUCUGAUGUUUGGAUUAUGAAAGAAUUUGGAAAUGAAAAGUCUUGGACUAAAUUGGUAAGCGUUCCUUACACGAAAGAAUGUGGUGUUUAUGGUUAUUCCAGAGCAUUAUAUAUUUCAAAGGAUGAUCAAGUGCUGGUGGAUUUUUUUAAUGAGAAAUAUGGUUUGGUGAUUUAUGAUUCCAUAAACAAUACUUUUAAGAUUCCUAAUUUUCAGAAAAACAUCCAAGGUGAGAUGGUGACAGAAGAUGUCUAUGUUGAGAGCUUGAUAUGGCCUCUGUAG
This is a messenger RNA of Vicia villosa (hairy vetch), 1200 nucleotides long. RefSeq names its product F-box/kelch-repeat protein At3g23880-like. The transcript has a single exon. The record is from RefSeq and is a predicted model, not a curated record. Lineage: Eukaryota; Viridiplantae; Streptophyta; Magnoliopsida; Fabales; Fabaceae. Gene Ontology annotation, molecular function: protein binding. The coding region runs from base 1 to 1200 and encodes 399 amino acids.